UAAAACCUCUUUCCGUUUCUUCACUUCACUCCUUUAAUUCUUCUUCUCCUCCUCUCUCCCAGCAGCUUCUGUAUAGUAUUUCUGCUCUCAUUGAUUAAUUUGUGUCUUUGUCUCUAAUCCUAUCACAAGAGAAAGAUAAAAGUGAUUGGUUUGAGGCGUCGUUGUUGAAAUGAUCUGGGGAAUUAUUCGACGCAAACUCGCGUCGUGUAAACGGUCUCAGUCAGUCUCGCGAAUUAAGCAUCCGGCGAUGAGGGCGAGAGGUUACGGCCAAAACGAGCUUCUGAGCAAUGGUAAGGGGUGUAGGCAUGCCGUCGGCAGCUUUAGUUAUUGCACUACCUUAGGGAGCCAAUGUUGUCGUGCAUAUUCGAAUAAGCCGAGGAGGGAAAUUACUGCAAUACUUCGACCAGAAUAUUUUAUUCCAUUGAGGAGCAGAUCAUUUUCUUCAUAUGCUGGAGAUCUAGUUGAUGCAAUUGUCCCUUUCAUGGGUGAAUCUAUUACUGAUGGCACCUUGUUGAGCAGAUUCUGGUGACAGGGUUGAAGUUGG
This is a messenger RNA of Populus euphratica (Euphrates poplar), 544 nucleotides long. RefSeq lists its product as uncharacterized. The transcript is spliced from 7 exons. The coding region runs from base 170 to 529 and encodes 119 amino acids. The record is from RefSeq and is a predicted model, not a curated record. NCBI's taxonomy places the organism in Eukaryota, Viridiplantae, Streptophyta, Magnoliopsida, Malpighiales, Salicaceae.